AUAUACCGGAUGUACCGGCGGUCGCGUCAUUUUCAAGCGACAAAAGCGCGGCGUCUUAUCCGCGACCGGUUCACUCGUCGAUCGUCGCGUUCACCGACGCGGCGUCUCGUCUUCCCAGCUUGAUCUCCCGAUCUCGGAGAUAUAGAGAGGGAAAGAGAGAACGGCGAUUUCUCACGUCGCGGCCGCGCCGGCUGGAUCAUCGUAUCGCUCGAGAUCGAGCGGAACGGACGGACGGAUCUCGGCUCCGCGAUCGCGCGUUCAUCGGUCUCCGCAAAUUAGUUUUAUACGGUAUAUCGGUGCAUCACUGAUGAUGGAGAAGAUACGCGUGCUGGCCCUGCGCGAGAUGUGCACGAGGACGCGGAGCUACGACGACCGCGAGACGGCCACGUGUUUGUUGACGACCGACGAUGCGAGCUGCGCGAAAGUUACGAGGAGGAGUCGCACGUCAGGCAGCUACUCACCAUUCUCUCGCAUCCAAAUUGAAAAGCGGCGUGAAAAGUCUCAAGGACUGCGGAGCAAAAUUUAUUCCAGAAUCCUGAUUCCACCGUUGACUACGAAGACAUUACAUAAGGAUCUGGCAGAUAUGUCUCGAGUCCCUCUCAUGGCACCUUAUGAGAGCGGUUUAUACGUCGUAGAUCGUCAAAAUGUCGUGAUACUUGAGGUUGGAUUACCUGGCGAUUCAUGGACGUAUUGCGUUGAGAGAGAACGACUGGCCAAAUGUUCGGAAUGGUUUCGGGCGAUGCUUACAGGUCCGCUCGCACCACCAGUGACAGAUUCGCCGCCGUUGUUACGAUUGAAACACGUUGACAAAAGGGCGUUUGAUAAUGUCCUCAGAUAUUUUCACAACGAGCCUGUCAAUUUUAAUUCGGUGUCAACGGCCAGAGCCACGCUCGACGCGGCUCAUCAGUACCUUUGUGUGGGGGUCGCGAGUCUCGCCGUAUCGUAUCUCGAGGAGCACCUGACACCGUUGACCGUACUCGAGAUUUAUCACGGUCUUGGAUUCUAUGCGAACGAACUGCAGGAGGGUGAUCCCUUUCAUAGAUCACCUGAUUCGGCAACGUCUUCGCCCGAGGAUCACGCCGGUUUGAUAGCUGCUAAGUGCACCAAACUUCUGCUCAAGUGUCUGGAUGUAAUCGAUUUGAAUUCGGCGAACAUCCUGCAACAAGAAAAUUUCGAGGAGCUCAGCGCCCAGGAGAUCGCCCAGAUAGCGCGCCGCGACACUCUGUACAUCACCAGCGAGUGCAUCCUUUUCUCCGCCUUGGAUAGGUGGGCCACGGCCGAGUGUAGAAGACAAGGCAUGGAACCCCUGCCGGCCUGCAAGAGAGAAGUACUUUCGGACGACAUCUGUUUCAGCGUGCGGUAUCUUCUUAUGAACGACCGGGAAUUUGUCAGCGGCCCUAUGGCGAGCGGUAUCCUGACUAACGAGGAGUGCGCCUACAUCGUCUCUAAAAUACUCAGGCAUCCCGAGAAGAACGAUAGCCUUCGGAAUCGCACGGUCAUUCCUCCGUCCAGGUUGUCCAGUGCACCUAGGAUCAAACGCAAGGAUGAGAGCUGCGGCAUGUUUAGGCCUGGUAAAAAAGAACGACAGGAUAAUCGAAAGAAUAGAAGGAGAGAGUGUGCCAGUCAAGGGCAGAGGACUUGCGCUAGAAUAGGAAAUUGCCUCGUACAAAUUCUAGCUUGCGUGUUUGACUAAACAUCACACUAUGAAUUACGAUUAAUCGCAGAACUUCCAAAUUUUCACAAAAGAUAUUCCUUUAUUUAUCUCUCUACAUCACUUUGUUUUUCCGGCUACAAAUUCUACCUGAGGAAGUAAGGCAUAAAAUAAUUAAUAAAAUGCGAUAUGGAAGCUUAAAGAACGUUUAAAAAAAAUAAUUAUAUGCACAUAUACAUUUAUCUAUAUAGCAGUCAAGUUAAAUCCAUGGAAGAUAUUCAGUAUAACUGCAUAAUUUAAGUAAAACUCAGUGUAAAUAUAUCUUUUUAAUAUUUUUUAUGAUGUUUUUUUUUAUGGAUGCAGAAAGACACAAGUGAUUUCUAUCAUUGCCAGAAUAUCGUAAUCAGCUAGAAAUGUUGAUCAACAUAUAUACAUAUAGGCAAUAUUUUUGAAGGCAAAAGAGACUGAGAUAUUGAAAAGAACAUUUUUAAUGUUUUUAGAGGAGUAUUUAGAUCUUCGAUGGACACUUUUAUUGAUGAGGACACUAUUUUAGGAAAACGGAGAGAUUGCACGUUCGUUAAAACUUUGUCCAUCGCGUGAAAAUUUAAAACUAUGUUGUGCGUCAACUUCCAUUAACAUUAUAAACUCAUCGUCGUUUUACGCACGUUUUGCUACGCACGUUCUUUUUGAGAGAUAUUUUAGCCUCUUGCUUAUAAACUCGCGCAAGAUCUGUUGCUACAACAGGAAUUUUUCGCUAUAGUCGAUGGACAAAGCCGGGACUUUUGUUUAAGAUUGUUACGAGGUAAUGCAUUUUACAAGGAAACGAGAUUUUGAUUCGAUCGUCGGAAAGAAAAAUUUCAUUUGUACGUAUAUAAAUUAUUAGUCCAAUUAUAAUGUACCUUUCUCAUAAGCGCCUUUCCCAAAGAUUUUUUUGUAAAUUGAAUGUACGAGAGUAUUGUCUACGUUAUUAGAAAUGCGUGACCUGUUGAGUGUUAUUACGACAUCUUCGUUGUGUUCAUAUUUGCUGUUCAGAGUAUAUAAUCUUUAAAUUAUUUGUAUUCUGCGCAAAGCUGCGGCUAAGAAUACGCGAGAGUUGACGCGUUCAAGGAUAUAUAAUAUUGUUUUGUAAGAGUCAAGUUGAGAGAGAGAGUUGUCAAGUAUUUAUGUAUCCGAUUACCAAUUGAUUUUUGAAAAUUUUAUCUUUCUUAUCCAAAGUCUCCACAGUUUUUUGAGAGUAUCUAAUAUGCGUUUCAUAAUGAAUAUAAAAAUGUGAUUAUAAGUUGGUAAUACUUUAAAACAAAAGUUUCUGAAAAUGAAUAUCAUAUAUGCGAUAAAUGUGACGCAUUAUUAGAUAACAGUUGUUUUAUAAUGAUGAACAAUUGGUAAAUUUUUAUAGUUUUGUAAGAAAAGGACAUUGUUUGUAAAAGAAGGAUAUCGUUGCCAUAUACAAUUACUAUUUUUAAUUGGAUUAUUGACUACACUGAUUAUGUAUAACAAAACUUGCAUCUUUAGCAGCGUGCUUUAGAUAGAGUUACAGACUGAUCGCGCGACCAUGCUUAUAUAUUUAAAAUCUCUGUGAUCGUCGAGAGAACGGAACCACUUAAAAACGGAAGAAUUCAAGCGGUUUCCGACACGUCUCUCCUCCUCUCCCCUGCCCAUAUUUUUAUUUACACAAAACUUACGAAAUAUUGAUAUUAUUUUCUAUCUUUAUUGUAGGUCUAAUAAAAAAAAAAGCACGAUUAUACACGAUGUAAGUCUAACUUUGUAGCGUAUGAUAGUGCUGCGAAAAAUUAUGAAUACUAGUCAUACAGAUUUACUUUCCAAAUAAUUCAGUUACCAGAUACACUUCUUAUUUCUUGUACGUCAAAAGCGAAAUAUGUUAACAAUUCGUGAACAAAAAUAAAAUGUGUAAAAUAACAAAGCAUAGAUGGUAAUGUAUAUUGUAAUUACAAAUUGAUAUUUAGUAAGAAGUGUGCCACGUAAGUAGUAAAAUGUUGGCUGAAGCUUGUAAGGGAGCAAUGAUGAAUAAAAGAACAUUGAGUAUAUAA
This is a messenger RNA of Solenopsis invicta (red fire ant), 3699 nucleotides long. RefSeq names its product BTB/POZ domain-containing protein 6-B (gene axed). The record is from RefSeq and is a predicted model, not a curated record. Gene Ontology annotation, molecular function: protein binding. Gene Ontology annotation, cellular component: cytosol. Bases 308 to 1693 code for a protein of 461 amino acids. Gene Ontology annotation, biological process: neurogenesis. The transcript has 6 exons. Lineage: Eukaryota; Metazoa; Arthropoda; Insecta; Hymenoptera; Formicidae.